CGAAUGAAAAAUCGUCUCAACUGCAGCGGUCUUUUUCGCAGUUUUUCGUUGCGUUUGGUUGGAGUUUGUUGUAAUUUGUAGAAAAGUUGGUCGUCUCAAAGGGAGUUUUGCAAAGAAAAAAAAAAGAAGAAAAAAUUUCACUACCACCCAGAAAAAAAACUCACUCUAAAAAGAAAAGAAAAUUCCAUUAUUCCCUUGCAAAUAAUUAAGAAUUUUCUUAUAUAUUCUCUCUUGCAAAUUACGACGAACCAUUUUUUUUUCUACACAAAUGCUUAACAUGGAAAAUGCAGAAGAAGUGAUGCAAAUCCUGGAGAGAUUUACUCGCUUAAAGCAAAAAGAAAUUCCUAAAGAACUCGACGAUUAUAUGCAUUAUGUUGCAAAAACCGGUGAUACGGUAUUCAAGUGGUCCAGCUUAAAAUAUCUAUUUCGUGAGAAGCUCUUAAAUGUGAUUAAGAAUUUUCACGACACAUCACCACGAGUAGAUGAUUUACCCCAAUAUCCAAAUGUGGAUCCUUUUAAUUAUGAAAGCAUGAAAUCGUCACUUUUGGAACGUCUGGAGCUUUUCAAUGCUGCUCCAUUUACCGUUCAGAGGUUGUGUGAGCUUCUAACCGAACCUCGCAAGCAAUAUAGUCGCAUUGAUAAGUUUAUGCGGGCUUUGGAGAAAAACAUUCUGGUAGUGAGCACCAUUGAACCGGGUCGUAAGCAAACUGAAAGCGAAAAUGGCGAUUCUCUUGAUUCGGUGGUAAACGGUGAUGUUUCAUUAGAUGUCAAUGUAGACAUUGAAAUGGAAAAUGAAACUAUUUUCAACGCUGCCGAUGCCCCCAGUAAUGCAACACCAUCUGAAACAACACCUGCUGCACAACCCUCAUCCAACCUUAUCCACAAAGCUGACGAUGAUAUACUGCCAAAUCCUAAAAAAGCAAAGUUGGACCUCGACGAGACCAACGAUGCCGAAACCGAAGCAGCCACAAAGAGUAUUGCCACCAUCAAACCCGAACCUACAAUUCCAUCUGUUGAAGUUUCUAUGGCCGAAGAAAAAACCGACACAUCUGAGAAGAAGCAAGACGAAGAGCCUGUUUCGGAAGAAAAACCAGCCCCUGUUGAAAAUGUAGUGGUAGAAGUAAUUAAAAAAGACAAUAAAGAACCCGAACCCGAAAAAAUGGAAGAAGACUUGCCCGAUUCUGCCACAAAUGACGAGACAAAGAAUGAUGUUAAGUCUGAGUUAAAAGAGUCUGAAAAGAAACCCGAAGAGAAAGAAGUUGCAUCCCCCAUUUCUGCUGCUCCAAUUGCUAAGGUGGCAGAAGAAGAAUCAAAACAACCUAAAGCUGCUGAAGAAACCGUUGAUAGCAUCACUGACGUGCAAGUGAAGAAUGCUGAAAAAGAAACAAUAGCUGACAAGGAAGAAAAGAAAGAAGACUGCUCUCAAGAGCAAAUUAUUGAGAAGACAAAAGAGGUGUCCGAAAAGGAGAAACCCAUUGACGAAGAAGUACAGAACGGCGACGUCAAACCAAGCGAGCUAAAGACUGAAACUAACAUCACAACAACUGUUGACGCAACUAAUAACAAGCAAUCUGAAAUGGCAGUUGACGAGACUGCUCCUUCAGCUAGCGAAGAAAAAGUUGAAGAUAUCAUUAAAGAUAAGAAAGAAGAAACCACCACCGCAGCCAAUGUCACUGUUGCAGUUGUCGAAAAAGUGGUUGAGGCCGAAGUUGUGCCUACACCAGACACAAAAGAGACAACAAAAGACGAAGAAACUAAAGUAGCAGAUGAACCAAUGGUUGUCUCUGAGGAAAAACCUGCCCCAGCUGAAGAAAAGAAGGCACCAACUGUUGAUAGCUCAACGGAAUCAGUUAAAGAACCUCAAACUGCCACACAGGAAAAAACUGAAUCUCCACAAAUCGAAGCCGUCGCAAAACCAGAUGAAGAUGUAAAAUCCGCUGAGGUUAAAGAGAAGGAGACUGAAAAGCCAACAGCAGUUGUUGAUUCACCAGCAGUUGAUACACCGAAGGCCGAAGCUACUGCCGCUGAUGCACCAGCAGUAGAAAAGAAAGAACCUGAAGCACCAUCUGUUGAAACAACUUCAGCUGACCCCCCAACACCGGCAGCAGUCGUUAAAGAAGCACCUGUAGAAGUGGCAGUUGAGAAGGCGGAUGUUGAAAAAGCGGAAGUCGAAAAAGCGGCAGUUAAAGAACCAGCAGUCGAAAAACCAGCAGCGGUUACACCGACCGUUGAUGAAUCACCAGCUAUUGUUCCACCUACAAAUGACUCGCCAGCAACUGAAGCAGCACCUACAGAGAAAAAACCAGAGGUUGCUGCUGCACCAACGACAGAAAUUACACCAGCAGUAACAGCUUCAACGGUCAUCUCAGCAGUUGAAGAGGCGCCAGCCAUCACCGCCGACCAGCCCAUGGAAGAAAAUCCCGAAUCCAUUGCCGAAGCUGAACCAGUUGUCCCAGCAAUUGUUGUCGAAGCUGCCGCCACCGUCGAAGAGGUUGUUAUGGGUGAUAGUGCUGCAAUGGCAACGGACGCCAUCGAGCCAGCCAAGGACGAACCAGCUGGCAUGGAAGUCGAUGAUACCAGUCAGGAGGCAAUGGACCAAUAAACAUCCACAAUAAUUUCCUUAUAAGUAGAACGGCAUCGAAUUUGAAAGCAGCUAAAGUCAGGGGUAUUACUAUUUCCUAUUUCUUUUCCGUUCUCUUUUCUUUUUCUUUUUUUUUUAACUCAAAACAUUCUUCUCUGCGGUAUACGUCCCAAAUUGACUUUGAAUCGGAUGCUCGGGCGGUAAUUCUCAUACAUAUUUAUAAACGUAUUAACUUAUAUUCGAAACAUUAACGAACAUACAUAUAUUAAACUAUUCUAGUAUUAAUCAGUACGUAGAUAUUUUUUUUUUAUGAUUUUGAUUUUAUUAUAAUUUUUUACACAAUUGGAUGAAUGUUAUCUGUUUUUUUCUUUUCAAUUUUUAUUCUUGCGUUCCGAUUGAAACAAUAUCUGUGAAUUUUUCGUACACAUAUAAAAAUCGUUUAAUUAAAAAUAAACCUACAUGUAUUUGUAAAUCCUUAUGUGAA
Messenger RNA from Episyrphus balteatus (marmalade hoverfly), 3065 nucleotides. It is a transcript of the gene PPP4R2r, whose product is annotated as serine/threonine-protein phosphatase 4 regulatory subunit 2. Gene Ontology annotation, cellular component: cytoplasm; nucleus; protein phosphatase 4 complex. Gene Ontology annotation, biological process: protein dephosphorylation. The transcript is spliced from 3 exons. NCBI's taxonomy places the organism in Eukaryota, Metazoa, Arthropoda, Insecta, Diptera, Syrphidae. Gene Ontology annotation, molecular function: protein phosphatase regulator activity. The coding region runs from base 269 to 2602 and encodes 777 amino acids. The record is from RefSeq and is a predicted model, not a curated record.